Messenger RNA from Mytilus trossulus (common blue mussel), 2044 nucleotides. RefSeq names its product baculoviral IAP repeat-containing protein 7-B-like. Gene Ontology annotation, cellular component: cytoplasm; nucleus. Gene Ontology annotation, biological process: negative regulation of apoptotic process; regulation of cell cycle. The record is from RefSeq and is a predicted model, not a curated record. NCBI's taxonomy places the organism in Eukaryota, Metazoa, Mollusca, Bivalvia, Mytilida, Mytilidae. The coding region runs from base 20 to 1873 and encodes 617 amino acids. Gene Ontology annotation, molecular function: cysteine-type endopeptidase inhibitor activity involved in apoptotic process. The transcript has 8 exons.
UUUUCAAAAGAUUAUUAAAAUGUUUUAUUUCAUAUCUAAUCUCAAAUAUUUUAGGAUAGUAACUACUGUCGACAUGACUGUCCAUUCAAAGUUAAUGGGUUCCUCUGGUGAAUAUUUCAAUACUUUUGGCAAUGAUGAUGAUGCUGGAUGUUACCAGGAGUCACAAUAUGAUAAAUUAUCACAAGAAACAAAAAUUUCGACUAAAAGCCAUAAAGUUCAUAGAAACCAUCAUAAUCCUGCUUUUGAUUUGGCAGUUAGAACAAUAACACGUCUUUCAAACCAAAAACAUUUUGAACUCAUGCCGGAAUACCAUCGCGAAAAUGUUAUGACAAGUGCCGAAAGGAAAGCACGAGUCAUGCAACCGAGGAGAAUUUUAAACAAUAAAAAAAGUAGAAAAACAUCAAAGUGUUUAACAUACGUUUACGACCAAUUCUCGCUAGAAAUACUUACUCAUCCUUUGGAAACGCACCAACAGCGCUCAUAUUCAUUCGCAAAUUGGUCUAAACCCGAACGAUGGCCAUUAGAACUUGUAAAUGCUGGCUUUUUUUCCUUAGGAGAUGAUUUAAAGUUACAAUGUUCAUAUUGUGGAAUCAAUACCGAUGUAAGGGAUUGGAAGGCUACUGACAAAGCUCUUGAUAAACAUGCAGAACUUAAUCCACAUUGUCACUUUCUUAAAGAUACAGGCUAUUUUUUCAAAUCACGUAUAAAUGAGGAUAAGAAUUCGAAAGAUAAAAUUCACAUGGACAAUCCAGAUUUGACCGUUGAAUAUGAUACAAAUAGUCCGUCAUAUUGUAUAAAAGAAAACUUUGAACACAAUGAUUCCUUACAUCCACCAAAAGGAAUAGUUUUUAAAUAUCCACAGUAUGCUUUUUUGGAAGUUCGAUUGAAGACAUAUGACAAAUGGAAAUUUGGAGAAAAACAGAUUCCUUGGAAUCUAUCAGAAAGUGGAUAUUUCUAUACGGGGGAGGGCGAUAUUGUACGUUGUUUCUGUUGUGACCUGGGAUUGGCUGAAUGGGAUGUUUCGGAUGAUCCAUGGACGGAACAUUCCCGACACAGCCCAAAAUGUUGGUUUCUUCUUCACGAAAAGGGGAAAGAUUUUGUAGAAAGGAUCCAGGCGGAUUGGCGUAAGAUAUAUAAUCCUAAACAUGCAGCGUAUGACGACAAACUAUCUAGAAUGGCUACCUUUGAAGGAGUUUGGCGAAGUGAUAUUGAACAAACAUCAGAGAUGCUGGCUGAUGCCGGCUUCUUUUAUGAAGGCGAAGAAGACACAGUACGCUGUCAUUAUUGUGAUGGAGGACUACGUAAUUGGGAACCAGGCGACGUCCCAUGGGAGGAACAUGCACGAUGGUUUCCAUUCUGUAAAUUUGUUAUCAAAAUGAAAGGGCGAGAGUUUAUAGACGAAAUUAAAGCUAAAUAUGAAACUUCCGCUCAAACAGAAACACAGGAACCCACAACUGAAACUUCAAUUCGAAACGGAGCGAUUGUCAAAUCUAUGCUUGAUAUGGGAUUUCAAAUGAAGGAUAUGAUAUAUGCAGCUAAUGAGUACACAAAACACGAAGGAAACAUACAUUACAAUACAGAAGACUUGUGUAGAAUCUUAAUUGAAAAACAAGAAACAGAAAAGCUAAACUUACAGUUUGGAGAAUUGUCAAUUGAUGAAAAUCAAAACGAAGAAGAUCCAGUGAAGGUCAGAGAAGUCAACAAAGAACUGAAGAAAAAUAUGAUGUGUAUUAGAUGUGAAAGAACUACCAAGUCAAUACUGUUUGUGGAGUGUGGACACAGAGUAACUUGUGAAACAUGUGCUUACGAUGUGGAUUUCUGUCCAUACUGCGACGUAAAAAUCAAAACCAGAUUGAAAACCUAUCUUUCAUAGCAUAAGAUAAUGAUUGCUUUUUAUAUAAGGUUUAAUAAAUUUAUAUCGGUUGUUAAAUGGUCACGCAAACUAAGAAAUCCUGUCGGAUUUGUUAAACACCUGCAAAAUAAAUUCUCAUUAUUUAUGUGACUUCAUCAUAUAGUUGUACACUUCAUAAACCAUGAUUGUAAA